AUGGCCUACGCACAAUGGAUCAUCGUUGCCAUCAUCAACGUCCUCAACACCGAAAUCCGCGUCCAAAACUCGUCACUCAACUGGGGGAAAUUCUAUAGAGGGGACAACAUGGACGCUGAUAUGUCGUCGGCAGAGGUCAACCAAAUCGGCAUCCCCUUUGGAAGCGAGAGCUACGUUCACUCGUGCGGAAGGUCGGACUCGGCCUCGGGCACCGAGGGUGGCUUCGACCUCUACGAUGGCGAAACCAAAAUCUGCCGCAUCUACUGGAGCUGUCCUUGGGGGUCGAAAUCCAACGAGUUCAGCAUCCAACAGUAUGACCAGUACACGUCUCCGUAUCUUGUCAAAACGGGACCCAUGAGCUUGCAGAGCGGCGCCAUCGGUACGGUUACUGUUACCAUCAAGUUGAAGAAUUGA
Messenger RNA from Hirsutella rhossiliensis, 414 nucleotides. Its product is annotated as aegerolysin domain-containing protein. The record is from RefSeq and is a predicted model, not a curated record. The transcript has 2 exons. Gene Ontology annotation, biological process: symbiont-mediated hemolysis of host erythrocyte. Lineage: Eukaryota; Fungi; Ascomycota; Sordariomycetes; Hypocreales; Ophiocordycipitaceae. Bases 1 to 414 code for a protein of 137 amino acids.